AUGCCACUUGUAGUUGUGAGUGACUUCACUACGUUGAUGCUACGCUCCACCAAGCUUGUGUGUUCUGUGUUCCUCAAACGUUGUUUGUUGCACAAUCUUUGUACUUCAAGUUCACAACCAGAAACCAUAGCCAGAAACAUUGAUGCACAGAUACGUGCUCUUUCCAUGCAAGGCAACCUUGAAGAAGCUCUUUCACUUCUUUACACCCACUCUUCUCUGUCCCUUCAAGCCUAUGCCUCUUUUUUCCAUGCUUGUGCUCAGAAAAAGUUCCUCCAACAAGGCAUGGCCCUGCACCAUUACAUACUUGACAAAUCCCCCACAAUUCAAAAUGACCUUUUUCUCACUAAUCACCUCAUAAAUAUGUACUGCAAGUGUGGCCACUUAGACUAUGCUCGCUACCUGUUCGAUCAAAUGCAGCACAGAAAUGUUGUUUCUUGGACUGCUCUCAUUUCGGGAUAUGCCCAAUCUGGCCUAAUCAGAGAGUGUUUUUCUCUCUUCUCUGGCUUGUUGGCUCGCUUCCGCCCCAAUGAAUUUGCUUUUGCAAGUUUGAUUAGCGCGUGUGAGGAGCAUGACAUUAGAUGUGGCAUGCAGGUACAUGCAGUUGCUUUGAAAAUUUCUUUGGAUGCCAAUUUAUAUGUUGCAAAUGCUCUUAUUACCAUGUAUAGCAAGUGCUCUGGUUCCAGUGGAGGUUAUGAUCAAACAGCAGAUGAUGCCUGGACCAUGUUCAAGUCAAUGGAGUUCCGAAAUCUUAUAUCUUGGAAUUCAAUGAUUGCAGGUUUUCAAUUUCGUGGACUUGGGGACAAAGCCAUUAGUCUGUUUACACAUAUGUACUGCAAUGGAAUUGGCUUUGACCGUGCCACACUACUUAGUGUCUUCUCUUCCUUGAAUGAAUGCGGUGCUUUUCAUGACAUUAACAUACAUCUCAGGAACUGUUUUCAAUUGCACUGUCUCACUAUUAAAAGCGGUCUUAUUUCAGAAGUUGAAGUGAUAACUACAUUGGUAAAAUCCUAUGCUAAUCUCGGAGGACACAUUUCUGAAUGUUAUAGGCUCUUCCUUGAUACAAGUGUCCAACAGGAUAUUGUGUCGUGGACUGCUAUUAUUACUGUGUUUGCAGAACGGGAUCCUGAGCAGGCUUUCCUCCUUUUCUGUCAACUUCAUCGUGAAAAUUUUAUGCCAGACUGGCAUACGUUCUCAAUUGCCUUGAAAGCUUGUGCAUACUUUGUGACUGAGCAACAUGCCCUGGCAGUUCACUCACAAGUAAUUAAAAAAGGGUUUCAGGAAGAUACAGUUCUUUCAAAUGCCUUGAUACAUGCAUAUGCAAGGUGUGGCUCCUUAGCUUUGUCUGAACAAGUAUUUGAUGAAAUGGGUUGCCGUGAUUUGGUUUCUUGGAAUUCAAUGCUGAAGUCUUAUGCCUUACACGGGCAAGCUAAAGAUGCACUCGAGCUCUUCCAGCGAAUGAAUGUCCGUCCAGAUUCUGCAACCUUCGUUGCGCUUCUCUCAGCUUGCAGUCAUGCUGGACUUGUUGAUGAAGGAGUGAAAUUUUUCAACUCUAUGUCUGAUGAUCACGGUAUUGUUCCUCAACUAGAUCACUAUGCCUGCAUGGUUGACCUAUAUGGACGAGCUGGACAGAUAUUUGAGGCUGAGGAGUUGAUUGGUAAAAUGCCAAUGAAACCUGAUUCUGUGAUUUGGAGUUCAUUACUUGGAUCUUGCCGGAAGCAUGGUGAGACUCGCUUGGCCAAAUUAGCAGCUGAUAAAUUUAAAGAGUUGGAGCCCAAGAAUUCAUUGGGAUAUGUACAAAUGUCAAACAUAUAUUCUUCUGACGGUAGUUUUAUUGAAGCUGGCCUGAUUAGGAGGGAAAUGAGAGAGUCUAAAGUAAGAAAAGAACCUGGAUUAAGCUGGGUUGAGAUUGGAAAGCAGGUUCAUGAGUUUGCCUCUGGUGGUCAACAACAUCCAGAUAGGGGGGCCAUUUUAAGCCGGCUUGAGAUCUUGAUUGGACAAUUGAAAGAGAUUGGCUAUGUGCCAGAGAUUAGCUUAGCCUUGUAUGACACGGAAGUGGAGCACAAAGAAGAUCAAUUGUUUCAUCACAGCGAGAAGAUGGCAUUAGCAUUUGCUGUAAUGAAUGAAGGAAGUUUGCCUUGUGGUGGGAAUGUCAUUAAAAUAAUGAAGAAUAUCCGUAUCUGUGUGGAUUGCCAUAACUUCAUGAAAUUAGCAUCAUAUCUAUUUCAGAAGGAGAUUGUUGUGAGAGAUUCAAAUCGCUUUCACCAUUUCAAAUAUCCAACAUGCUCUUGUAAUGACUACUGGUAA
Molecule: messenger RNA, 2304 nt
Organism: Gastrolobium bilobum
Lineage: Eukaryota; Viridiplantae; Streptophyta; Magnoliopsida; Fabales; Fabaceae
Product: pentatricopeptide repeat-containing protein At1g71420
Exons: 1
Coding region: 1-2304 (767 amino acids)
Biological process (GO): RNA modification
Molecular function (GO): RNA binding; zinc ion binding; protein binding
Source: RefSeq, a predicted model, not a curated record